Adineta ricciae is the source of this 588-nucleotide messenger RNA. Lineage: Eukaryota; Metazoa; Rotifera; Eurotatoria; Adinetida; Adinetidae. The record is from the annotation of a GenBank genome assembly.
AUGACGACAACAACACCAAGUAUCACUGCGAUGGGAUCAACAACAAUCAACACCACCGGCUCAAUUUCUAUUUCCAGCACUACAACAUCAACAGUGUUAAUAACUACAUUAACAAGUAGUACAACGGAUGUUUCUUCAACAAGUAGUACAUCAACAACAACUUCGGCUUCAACUAUUUCAUCCACGACUACCACAACUCAAACAACAACGAGUAUCGAACCUACACUUCGUUUUAUAUUCGAUGGUGGCCCAGCAGACUGUUCUUAUUUGGAUAAUAUUUCGAUUACUGAUAACAAUGCACCUUCUGUACAACUUCUUAGUAAUCCGAGUUUCGAAAAUUCGACAUCAUCACCAGUUGGAUGGAGUGUAGCGAAUUCAUCUACAUGUCAAGGUGUUACCCAGGGACAAGUAAUUACGAGUGGUUGUCAAACGUCAUCUGGUAAUAAUUGCUUCAAAGCUUAUUGUGUGAGAGGUUAUGAAUAUUUGUUUCAAUCUUUUAAUGCAACUAUUGGAGAUUUUUAUACAAUUUCCUUUUGGUUGGAACAAACAGGAGGCCCAGCUGCUUGUAUAUAUGUCGAUGUUAUUUGA